This is a messenger RNA of Arabidopsis arenosa, 4431 nucleotides long. The record is from the annotation of a GenBank genome assembly. Lineage: Eukaryota; Viridiplantae; Streptophyta; Magnoliopsida; Brassicales; Brassicaceae.
GAAGUGAUUUUGCUGGAGAUCCAAUUAGAGAUGGAGACUGGCGUUGCUCCGCAUAGGCUCAAGUUCAGCGUCUUUCUCAGCUUCCGAGGAUUCGACACGCGCGCCAACUUCUGUGAGCGUCUCUAUGUCGCUCUCAACGAAAAGCAAAAUGUGCGGGUCUUCCGCGACAACGAGGGUAUGGAAAAAGGGGAUAAGAUCGAUCCAAGUCUAUUCGAAGCCAUUGAGGACUCGGCUGCCUCCGUCAUCGUCUUAUCCAAGAACUACGCUAACUCUGCCUGGUGCCUAAAUGAAUUAGCUUUGAUCUGCGAGCUUAGAUCAUCUCUCAAACGUCCCAUGAUACCUAUCUUCUAUGGAGUCAAUCCCUCCGAUGUCAGCAAACAGAGCGGUCAUUUCGAGAAAGAUUUUGAAGAAAAAGCGAAAACUUUUGAUGAGGAGACGAUUCAGCGAUGGAAGCGAGCUAUGAAUUUAGUCGGAAACAUCCCUGGAUUUGUUUGCACAGAAGAGACUGUUAAAGAUGACAAUGAUGGCAUAAACAGAGAUAAAGUAGAUGAUAUGAUUGCGCUGGUGGUGAAAAAGGUUUUAGCUGAAGUGAGGAAUAGACCAGAGAAAGUUGCAGACUACACUGUUGGCCUGGAAUCUUGUGUGGAGGAAAUGAUAGAUCUGCUCGACUUUGAAUCCUCUUCUGGCGUUCAAAUCCUGGGGCUUUAUGGUAUGGGUGGUAUUGGCAAGACAACCCUCGCAAAAUCCUUCUAUAAUAAGAUCAUUGUCAACUUCAACCGUCAUCGAGUUUUCAUCGAAAAUGUUAGGGAAAAAUCAUCAGACCAAGAUGGUUUAGUCAAUCUACAAAAAACUCUCAUCAAGGAACUUUUCGGUUUGGUACCUGGAAUAGAGGAUGUUAGCAGAGGCCUGGAAAAGAUAAAAGAAAAUGUUCAUGAGAAGAAGAUUAUUGUUGUUUUGGAUGAUGUUGAUCACAUAGACCAGGUUAAUGCGCUGGUUGGUGAAACAAAAUGGUAUGGUGAUGGAAGUCUUAUAGUCAUCACUACCAGAGAUUCUGAGAUUCUGAGUAAGCUCUCAGUGAACCAACAGUAUGAGGUCAAGUGCUUGACUGAGCCGCAGGCGUUGAAGCUCUUUAGUUUUUAUUCACUAAGAAAAGAAAAACCUCCAACACAGAGUUUAUUGGAGUUGUCCAAGAAGAUUGCCGAGGUGACGGGACUGUUGCCACUGGCUGUUAAAGUGUUUGGUUCUCAUUUGUAUGACAAGGACGAAAACGAAUGGCAAGUUGAACUAGAGAAGCUGACAAAUACCCAACCAGACAUACUUCACUGUGUUCUGGCUCUGAGUUUCGAAUCUUUAGACGAUGAAGAAAAGAAAGUUUUCCUCGACAUUGCAUGUCUCUUUCUCAAAAUGGAAAUAACAAAAGAAGAAGUUGUCGACGUACUGAAAGGAUGUGGGUUUAAGGCCGAGGCUGCUCUCCGUGUUCUUAUACAGAAAUCUCUCGUUACAAUCAUGAAAGACGAUACGUUGUGGAUGCAUGAUCAGAUCAGAGACAUGGGUAGGCAGAUGGUCCUUAAAGAAUGCAGUGAUGAUCCUGAAAUGCGGAGUAGACUCUGGGAUCGUUGUGAAAUAAUGAACGUAUUGGACUAUAUGAAGGGAACAUCAUCCAUCCGAGGAAUCGUGUUUGAUUUCAAAAAGAAGUUUGUGAGGGACCCUACUGCAGAUGAAAUUGUCUCGAGGAAUCUACGCAACAAUCCGGGUAUCAACUCUGUGUGCAAUUACCUGAGGAAUAUAUUUAUAAGAUUUCGAGCAGAAGAAAAGCCAAAAAGGUCUGAAAUCACCAUUCCCGUUGAGCCUUUUGUACCAAUGAAGAAGUUGAGACUUCUUCAGAUUAAUAACGUGGAACUGGAAGGAAAUCUUAAACUUCUCCCAUCUGAACUCAAGUGGAUCCAGUGGAAAGGUUGCCCCUUAGAAAAUCUCCCUCCGGAUAUUCUUGCUAGGCAACUUGGCGUUCUUGAUCUUUCAGAGAGUGGAAUAAGACGAGUUGAUGAGAACUUGAAGGUUAUAAAUUUGCGUGGUUGCCACAGCUUAAAAGCCAUUCCGGAUUUGUCAAACCAUAAAGCCCUAGAGAAGCUUGUUUUUGAGCGAUGCAACCUUCUGGUGAAGGUUCCUAGAUCAGUUGGUAAUCUGAGAAAAUUGCUUCAGCUGGACCUCAGAAGGUGCUCAAAGCUAUCUGAAUUUCUUGUGGAUGUUUCUGGACUGAAGUGUCUUGAAAAACUUUUCCUCUCUGGCUGUUCAAAUCUAAGCGUGUUACCAGAAAACAUUGGUUCCAUGCCAUGUUUGAAAGAGCUUCUUCUUGAUGGAACUGCGAUAAGUAACUUACCAGACUCUAUUUUUCGCCUCCAAAAGCUUGAAAAGCUUAGUCUAAUGGGUUGCAGGUCUAUUCAAGAGCUACCUUCGUGCGUAGGAAAAUUGACAUCGCUGGAAGAUUUAUAUCUUGAUGAUACUGCAUUGCGAAACCUUCCAAUUUCUAUUGGAGAUCUAAAAAAUCUCCAGAAGCUGCAUCUGAUGCGCUGCACGUCCCUUUCUAAGAUUCCUGACACUAUCAAUAAGCUCAUAUCAUUGAAGGAAUUAUUCAUCAACGGAAGCGCGGUGGAGGAGCUACCUCUAGUCACCGGCUCACUGCUAUGUUUGGAAGACCUCUCAGCAGGAGAUUGCAAAUCUCUGAAACAGGUUCCGAGUUCAAUUGGUGGAUUAAAUUUUCUUCUCCAACUUCAGUUGAAUAGCACCCCAAUUGAAUCUCUACCAGAAAAGAUUGGAGACUUGCACUUUAUUCGCCAACUUGAGUUGAGAAACUGCAAAUCUCUGAAGGCUCUGCCUGAAUCAAUCGGAAAGAUGGACACACUCCAUAACUUAUAUCUUGAAGGCUCUAACAUUGAGGAACUGCCGGAAGAAUUGUGCAAGCUGGAAAAUCUAGUUGAAUUGCGAAUGAGCAACUGUACAAUGCUCAAGAGGCUUCCUGAAUCGUUUGGAGACUUGAAAUCUCUUCACCAUCUGUACAUGAAGGAAACUUUGGUCUCAGAGUUGCCAGAAAGUUUCGGAAACCUCUCAAAUUUAAUGGUACUGGAAAUGCUGAAGACGCCUCUUCGUAGAAGUUCUGAGAGUGAUGCUCCAGGUACAAGCGAAGAACCUCGUUUUGUAGAAUUACCACACUCUUUUUCAAACCUCUUGUCGCUUGAGGAACUAGAUGCUCGCAGCUGGAGAAUAUCUGGUAAAAUGCGGGAUGAUCUUGAGAAGCUUUUGUCUUUGAUGAAACUGAAUCUGGGGAAUAAUUAUUUUCACAGUCUUCCGUCUAGCCUUGUGGGGUUAUCAAAUCUCAAAGAACUUUCAUUAUGUGACUGCCGAGAGCUCAAGUGUCUCCCCCUUCUUCCGUGGAAACUGGAACAGCUAAACCUGGAAAACUGCUUUUCAUUGGAGAGUAUAUCCGACCUUUCAAACCUAAAGAUCUUGCAUGAGCUCAAUCUCACAAACUGUGUGAAAGUGGUUGAUAUUCCAGGCCUAGAGCACUUGACGGCUCUGAAAAAAUUAUACAUGAGCGGCUGUAACUCCAGCUGCUCCUUUCCAAGAAAAGACUUCAUACACAUUGUAAAGAAAAGACUUUCUAAGGCUUCUUUGAAAAUGCUACGGAAUCUGAGCUUGCCUGGAAACAGGGUCCCGGACUGGUUCUCACAAGGCCCUGUCACAUUCUCAGCUCAACCGAACAGAGAGCUCAGAGGCGUAAUCCUUGCUGUUGUUGUGGCUCGUAACCAUGAAAUUGGAGAUGACUACCAGAAGCCUAAUGUGGUGGGAGUUCAAGCCCAAAUUCUCAAACUUGAUCUACCCCUAUUCACCCACACAUUACACCUCUCUGGAGUGCCUAGAACUAGUGAUGAUCAACUCCACAUCUGCCGAUACUCAGCUUUUCACCCAAUGGUUACGAUGUUGAAAGACGGGUACACCAUACAGGUGAUCAAACGAAACCCACCAAUGGAAAAAGACGUUGAGCUAAAGAUGCAUGGGAUUCAUCUUGUUUACGAGGGGGAUGAUGAUUUUCCAGACAAAGAAGAUACAAUAACCGAGACUUAUUUAACCGUUUCUCAGAAACUUGCCAAUUUUUUCAGCUCUUUCGAAGAAGAAGGUGAAACCAGCUCAGAAAGUGAAUCUACUGUUACAUGAUCUGCUACCAAAGAGAAGUUAAGAAACUCUGCGCACAAACUGUUACGACAUGGUGAUGUAGCGUGUCCAAACAGGAUGUUGUCUUUUGGCUGUUGUGUUCAUCUUAUUAACCAUUCUCUUUUUCUCAUUGUCACCUAUUUUCAAACUCAUUUGCUUCUUUAAGUUCGUUCCUUCUAUGUUGUUUCUUAACCUUUGCUUUUAUAAUCAAUAAGAAAACCAAAA